GCUGGGCGUAGCACUAUGGCUCAGACGCUACAGAUGGCGAUUCCCAAUUUCGGCAACAACGUCCUGGAGUGUCUGAACGAGCAGCGUUUGCAGGGGCUGUACUGUGACGUGUCCGUCGUGGUGAAGGGUCAUGCCUUCAAAGCCCACCGUGCCGUGUUGGCGGCCAGCAGUUCAUACUUCCGGGACCUGUUCAACAGCGGCGGGAAGAGUUCGGUGGUUGAGCUCCCGCCGGCCGUGCAGCCGCAGAGCUUCCAGCAGAUCCUGUCUUUCUGUUACACGGGUCGUCUGAGCAUGAACGUCGGUGACCAGUUCCUCCUCAUGUACACGGCGGGAUUCCUGCAGAUCCAACAGAUUAUGGAAAAGGGAACUGAGUUCUUCCUGAAGGUCAGUUCGCCCAGUUGCGAUUCGCAAGGCCUCCAUGCCGAGGAGACUCCGCCCUCUGAGCCUCAGAGCCCAGUAACACAGACCGGGGGCGGGUCCACAGGCGGAGGAGUCGUCGCCACAGCAGUAGGCCGUCCUGCCUCCUGCCUCACUCCCCUACCUCUGGUGUCACGGGUGAAGACAGAACAACAACAACCGCAGCAGCAUCAACAACAACAACAACAGCAGCCUCCCCAGCAGCAGCAGCAGCCCCCUCAGCAAGAGGCCUCCUCAUAUUCUGUUGUCUGCACACCGGUUGCAAAGAGGCUUUGGGAAGGGAGCAACCGUGACGGGGGCGGUGGAUCAGGUGGAGGAGGCGGGGGCGGGUUGAGAAAGGCCGCCCGGUUCUCGCAGGAGGCAGGACGGGGACCAAGUGGCGCACAGAUCCAAGGUGGAACAGGAUUGGGUGGAAACUCCACCACUAACAGUAACAACAACAAUAAUAACAGCAGCACACCAGAAGGCACCAGCCCGGGCACCCUCAGUAUGUACACCAGCGACUCCCCCAUCUCUUACCACGACGAUGAGGAAGAGGAGGAGAUUACAGACGACAGCACGGAAGAGCAGUACCGACAAAUCUGCAACAUGUAUACUAUAUACAGCAUGCUCAAUGCCGGAGCUACAGCUGGGGAGAGAGUGGACGCUCUACCAGAACACCUCACAGCAGACACCAGGGGAAGAGUGCGUGGGCGUCAGGAUCUGGCCUCCUUACCAGCUGAGCUCAUCGCGCAGAUAGGGAACCGCUGUCACCCGAAACUCUACGAGGAAGGAGAUCCUGCUGAAAAGCUGGAGCUUGUCACCGGCACCAGCGUCUUCAUAUCCCGGGCGCAGCUGAUGAACUGCCAUGUCAGUGCGGGCACCCGCCACAAAGUGCUGCUCAGGAGGCUAUUAGCUUCCUUCUUCGACCGGAGCACCCUGGCAAACAGCUGUGGCACAGGCAUACGCUCCUCGACCAACGAUCCCAGCCGCAAGCCGCUGGACAGCAGAGUGCUACACGCUGUCAAGUUUUACUGCCAGAACUUUGCGCCGAAUUUCAAGGAGAGCGAGAUGAACGCCAUUGCGGCGGACAUGUGCACAAACGCUCGCAGAGUGGUCCGCAAGAGCUGGAUCCCCAAGCUGAAGCUGCUGAUGGCCGAGAGUGACGCCUAUGCCAGUUUCCUGCCCGACGCAGUCAAGCUGGAGGCUGAUGGCCUGGGGUCAGAGCACGCUUUCGACACGGGUGGACUGGACGGCGGAGCGACCUCUGACCCCGGCCCUUCUUCGGCAGACGCCCUGCAGGGGGUGGGCGGGGACGGCAGCACUUUGUUUUAGUGAGUGAAA
Chanos chanos (milkfish) is the source of this 1740-nucleotide messenger RNA. RefSeq names its product nucleus accumbens associated 1, BEN and BTB (POZ) domain containing b (gene nacc1b). The transcript is spliced from 4 exons. Gene Ontology annotation, biological process: regulation of transcription by RNA polymerase II. Bases 16 to 1731 code for a protein of 571 amino acids. Gene Ontology annotation, molecular function: protein binding; RNA polymerase II cis-regulatory region sequence-specific DNA binding; DNA-binding transcription factor activity, RNA polymerase II-specific. The record is from RefSeq and is a predicted model, not a curated record. Lineage: Eukaryota; Metazoa; Chordata; Actinopteri; Gonorynchiformes; Chanidae.